Messenger RNA from Neomonachus schauinslandi (Hawaiian monk seal), 3489 nucleotides. It is a transcript of the gene POLDIP3, whose product is annotated as DNA polymerase delta interacting protein 3. Lineage: Eukaryota; Metazoa; Chordata; Mammalia; Carnivora; Phocidae. The transcript has 9 exons. Gene Ontology annotation, biological process: mRNA export from nucleus. Gene Ontology annotation, molecular function: mRNA binding. The coding region runs from base 68 to 1333 and encodes 421 amino acids. The record is from RefSeq and is a predicted model, not a curated record. Gene Ontology annotation, cellular component: nucleus.
CGGCCGAAGGGGCGGGCUCGAGGGCCGAGGGAGCCUAAGCUUCUUGCGGCUCGCUCGGCAGUGCAAGAUGGCGGACAUCUCCCUGGACGAGCUCAUCCGGAAGCGCGGGGCUGCGACGAAGGGGCGUCUCAACGCCAGACCAGGAGUCGGAGGUGUUCGAUCUCGUGUCGGGAUCCAGCAGAGCCUCCUCAGCCAGCCAGCCCGCACUGCCACUUUCCAGCAGAGAUUUGAUGCCCGGCAGAAGAUUGGCCUCUCGGACGCCCGGCUCAAGCUGGGAGUUAAGGAUGCCCGGGAAAAGCUUUUGCAAAAAGAUGCUCGGUUCCGGAUCAAAGGGAAAGUGCAGGAUGCCAGAGAGAUGCUGAACUCGCGCAAGCAGCAGAGCACGGUGCCCCCGAAGCCCCGCCAGGUGGCCGAUGCCCGCGAGAAGAUCAGCUUGAAGCGGAAUUCCCCAGCCACCUUCCUGAGCCCACCCAUCGGGACAGUGACCCCUGCCCUGAAGCUCACCAAAACCAUCCAGGUCCCCCAGCAGAAGGUCAUGGCACCGCUGCACACCCAUCCUGCUGGAAUGAGGAUCAAUGUUGUCAAUAACCACCCGGCCAAACAGAAUUUAUAUGAUUUGGAAGAUGAUGAUGACUCUGUAGCUCCCAUUCCUAGUAAACAGAUGAAAUUUGCAGCCUCGGGUGGCUUUCUCCACCACGUGGCCGGACUGAGCAGUUCCAAGUUCUCUAUGUCUAAGGCCCUCCCUCUCACCAAAGUGGUUCAGAAUGAUGCAUACACGGCUCCUGCCCUCCCCUCCUCUGUUCGAACAAAAGCCUUGACCAGCAUGUCUCGGACACUAGUGAACAAGGAGGAGCCCCCGAAAGAGCUCCCACCUGCUGAGCCUGUCCUCAGCCCUUUGGAAGGCACCAAGAUGACCGUGAACAAUCUGCACCCUCGAGUCACUGAGGAAGACAUUGUGGAGCUUUUCUGUGUGUGUGGAGCCCUCAAAAGGGCUCGGCUGGUCCAUCCCGGGGUAGCAGAGGUGGUCUUCGUGAAGAAGGACGAUGCCAUUACUGCAUAUAAGAAGUAUAACAACAGGUGUUUGGACGGGCAACCCAUGAAGUGCAACCUUCACAUGAACGGGAACGUCAUCACCUCAGACCAGCCCAUCCUGCUACGGCUGAGUGACAGCCCCUCAGUGAAGAAGGAGACUGAGCUGCCUCGCAGGGUGAAUUCUACCGCCUCAUCUAACCCUCCUGCCGAAGUGGACCCUGACACCAUCCUGAAAGCGCUCUUCAAGUCUUCAGGGGCGUCUGUGACUACACAGCCCACAGAAUUCAAAAUCAAACUUUGAGCUGGAGGGGCGGGAGGGUGAGGCAGCCAGAAGCAGGGGCAGAGGAGGGUGGCUCUGUUUCCUAAAGCAAAGCUUGUGACCAAUGGGCCGUUGGACUGGAGGCCCCUGAGCGUGGGAAGGGUCGCCGGGGGUAGAGCGCUUCCUCACUGGACGGGACCCACCUUUCUGUGUUGUGUUCUACCCUGUGCUCUUCUGUACGUUAACAUUUCCUGUAGUCUAUUUCUUCUCCCUCCACCUCAUCACCAAGGUAGGCUUGUGUUGCUCAGUGUCUCUCCCCCUCAUCUCAGCCCCAGACUGAUUUCUUGUUUGAAAAUGGUACCCUAAGUUCUCUGGAUGGCUUUCUUGUGGCCCCGUGGAAUGCAGGGCAGGGGCCUCUGUGAAGGACACCUUUUUCUCCAGGAGGCGAGGAGUUGCCUCCCCCUUUCUCUUUUUUAAACUUUCAAAUGAAGUGGGGAGUGGGAGCCCCUGCCCUCCUAGUUCCGGGAAGCCAGGUCAGCUCGAGAGCUGUGCCAGUCACCUGCCUGGUCAUUGCAGGUGGCCCGGGCGGGGAUCAGGCCACAGCCCUCUUGUCCUUGCGUCACGAUUGGCUCUAGACAGUGUGGUCUGGAGAGGGCCAUGUGGCAAGGGCAGGUGAGGCUGCCACUCUGCUGGGAAGAGCAUCCCCAGUCCUUGCUGCGCUGUCUUCUGGCGGCUCACGGUCCGUUCUUGAGUUCACGUCUCCCUGUCCUUGCAUCCUGCCGUGUGCCCCACCCCAGCUCUCAGCCUUCUGGGUCUCAUUGCCAGGAGAAGUGUGCAUCAUCAGCCCUCCCAGUUCUCACCUGGCACAGCGCUUGUCACACCUGGUUUGGGUGCAAAUGCCAGCUCUCUGCUAGUUGGAUUUUUUUUUUUUUUUUUUUAAAGGUCUGCCUCUUGUUUUGUGACACUGAGGGUCUGGGGAUUAUUUGAAUGGGAGAUACUGGCUUGCUCCUGGCUCUUCCUUUCUGGCCUCAGAUGCCUACAGGACAGUAGGGAUGCUGAGAGAGGCACAGAUCCACCUGCCACCAAGGGGCACUGUUCCCAGUGUUGUGACUGACCCAUCCUUCCAUGACCAGAGGGGUCUUUCCCUGCCUUGGCAGUGAAGGGCGCAGGGAGUGCUGGGUGGUAGGCAGUGUGUGGAGAGAGCAGAGCAGCCCUUCCAGGUGAGUUGGGGCAGAACUGUAGCCCCCAGGGGCAGCCCCUAACUGAAUACCAGGACAGCAUGGCGUCACUGGCCUCCUCAGUCUCCUGCUUUGUUGGGACUGCAGAGGGAAUCCAGGUGGCAGACCUGGAGCGAGUUGGGCAGCAGGGCUCGGGGAGCUCUUCAGAAUCAGUAGCAAGUGAGCACUGUGAAAGGCACGAGUCUAGGAAGUAGAGGGGACCUGAGACACUUAAGAGCCUUUUGUGGCCUGCUUGCGACCAGCCCAGUGAAGAAAAAUCUGGAAACUCAUGUUUCCAGAGUUCGGUCUGUAAGCAGGAAGGACCCAGGCUUUGAGCACCGUUCAGUCCUCCAGCUCUAAGACUGCUCAGGCCUUGGAAGUCAGUGGGGGGUACCUGAUGGCGCUCCACCUUCUGGUUCUUCAAAGAAUGCUGUUUUUGUUCCCUUGUUCCCUUUUCCCCCUUGGAACGGGUGCAAACGCAGCUGGAAGACAUUCCUCCUACACUUGCCCCUUCCUGAUCCAUGAGAACACCUACAAGGCAGUAGGACCUGGUUUCUCAGGUACUGGGGACAGUUGGAUCACUGCUUGGACUCUGCUUCAAGUAGGGAUGGUAAAUAUCCUGCCUGCAUGGCUUUACCCUCCUCUCACCCCUCCUCCCCCUCCCCCCCCCCCCCCCCCCCCAAGUCCCGUGCCAGGCUGCUCUGGCUAUCACAGAGUUCAUGAGCCUAGCUGCAGCCUCCUGGACCCUGUCCUCUGGGUAGCCAUAUGGUACAUUACAGGGUGGAGCCUAUUUGCCUCCCCUGCUCUACAGGGUGUCAUCAUGGGAAAUGGAAGAGAAGGUGGUGGGCCAGUCCUUGGCGUCCCUCUCCAACUCCCACCCCUCCGCAUUCCUCAUGUGUAUCUCUUGUUCAAAAGGAGAGGAAGAGACAUUAAGGGAUGGAGGAAACUAUAUGUUACUUACCCAUUUCUGAAUAAAUUUGU